Colletotrichum phormii is the source of this 1137-nucleotide messenger RNA. Its product is annotated as methylitaconate delta2-delta3-isomerase. The record is from RefSeq and is a predicted model, not a curated record. The coding region runs from base 1 to 1137 and encodes 378 amino acids. Lineage: Eukaryota; Fungi; Ascomycota; Sordariomycetes; Glomerellales; Glomerellaceae. The transcript has a single exon.
AUGUCAUCGACGCGCCCCUAUUCAUCACGGUCAUUUCCCGCGCUCUUCGUCCGCGGCGGAACGUCCAAUGGUCUCGUCGUCCAUAGACACAACCUCCCGCCAGCAAACGAAUGGCACAAAGUACUACCCGCCGCCAUGGGCUCACCGGACCCCUAUGGCCGCCAGCUCAACGGAAUGGGCUCAGGCAUCUCAUCAACCUCCAAAAUCGUCGUACUGUCUCCGCCCUCGCGGCCCGACGUCGACGUGGACUACACCUUUGUCCAAGUCGGCAUCAAGGACGGCAGUCUCGACACGGCAGGCAAUUGCGGAAACCUCUCCUCCACAGUCGGUCCCAUGAGUCUAGAUGAGGGGCUCAUCCCAAACCCACGCCUCGAACAAGGGGCCGACGGCCAGACGUUCGCUACCGUGCGCAUCUUCAACACCAACACGUCCAAAGUCAUUUCAUCACGCUUCAGGGUCGUCGUCGAUGGGAUAAACCCACCCAGAUACGCCCCAGAUGGCGCCUACAUCAUGGACGGCGUCCCCGGCACCGCCUCCCCCAUCACCCUCAGCUUCCUGGACCCGGCCGGCGCAAAGACGGGCAAAGCCCUUCCCACGGGAAACCCCCGUGACUGGCUCCUCCUCCCGGACGCGAGCACAAUUCAGGCUUCGCUCGUGGAUGUCAGCAACCCGGGCGUCUUUGUCCGCGCCGCCGACCUGGGCAUUCCUUCGCCCGAAGACCUCACGCCGCAGGCCGUCGAGGCGGACGCUGCGCUCAAGGCCAAGCUAGACGGAAUCCGACGCGCUGGUGCGUCUAUGAUGGGUCUGAAUCCGGACGUGGAGAGCGUGCCCAAGAUCGUGCUGCUCUUCUCUGAGACGCGCGCGGAUGACGUCGAUAUCCGGUGUCUGGCACUGUCCAUGGGCCAGGCGCACAAGGCCGUGCCGUUGACGCUUGCGCUGUGUCUCGGGGCUGCUAGUCAGUUGCCCGGCACGAUCCCGGCGGAGCUCAUGAAUGGUCGCUGUGCGAAGGAGUCUGUCGUCAUUGGGCACCCAAGCGGUAAGGUGGAUAUAGGGGCCACGUUCGACAAUGGCGAGAUCGUGUCGGCGGAUCUUCGCCGCACGGCUCGGGUGCUGAUGAAGGGUGAGGUGUUUUACUAG